Molecule: messenger RNA, 965 nt
Organism: Geodia barretti
Lineage: Eukaryota; Metazoa; Porifera; Demospongiae; Tetractinellida; Geodiidae
Source: the annotation of a GenBank genome assembly
GUGUGUUUUCUCAUAUUUUCUAUCUUCACUACCCUCUACUUGAAUUGCAGGCAAACCUUCGUCAGAUGAAAGGACAGAAAGAGUCAUCAAUGUCGUUCUUGAAACUGUCAAGGAACUGAUGAAGUGUGUCUGUGUUUGUGUGUGUGAGGCUCUGUUGUAUGUGGGACAGUCUCUGUCAUUGUUGAAGAGGUGCCUCCAGUGCUGGGCAUGGCUGGUGUACAGGAAGUUCAGCAAGAAGACAGUGGCAGAGGGUGUGGGCUACCUAAUGUCUCUGCUGUUCUCCAACAGAAAGAGGCCUGGUCUGAGUGAGGUGACAAUGAUAGUGUUUGUGACUCAGAUGCUGCUCAUGAUGGCUGGAGACGUGGAGCGAAACCCUGGCCCUGAAACAAUAGCUCAAGAGGACCUUGCAACUCUUGUUAACGAACUGUAUGAAGUGAGGGCCAAGUGGUAUGAUCUCGGAGUUCAGCUAAGAAUGUCAACACUGAUCUUGAUGCUAUUCAGACUCAAUACCAGAACAAUCCCGACACUUGCUUACUACAAAUGUUAUCAGACUGGCUCACCAAAGAUGUUCCCUCUCCUCCCACCUGGCAGAGAGUGGUGGAUGCUCUCUCCUCUCCUGCUAUAAACAAGAAGACACUAGCAGAGAGGAUCAAAGUAUCCUACUGCAGUCAGGACAAUGCAACAGAUACCAGCAAUGAUAACGGAAAGAUGGAUAACAAAAUUGGCAGAGAUCAAGUCGGAAAUGGAAUCCCUCGAAAGAGAGUUUCUAGAGCUGAAAGAUGACGUGUGUGAGUCGGUGAUGACACAGCCAGUGGACACCUUCAAAUACAGACUGACUUCACUCAGAGUUGGAGAGGUUGAACACCACAUGGACUAUCUGAAGGAGAUUAUUAAAAACAAGCACACUGUCAUUGAUAUAUUGGUGGAACUCAACUACUACCUGAACUUUCUCAAUUACGGCCUUC